Manduca sexta (tobacco hornworm) is the source of this 1097-nucleotide messenger RNA. It is a transcript of the gene Cox11, whose product is annotated as cytochrome c oxidase assembly protein COX11, mitochondrial. The record is from RefSeq and is a predicted model, not a curated record. Gene Ontology annotation, molecular function: copper ion binding. NCBI's taxonomy places the organism in Eukaryota, Metazoa, Arthropoda, Insecta, Lepidoptera, Sphingidae. The transcript is spliced from 4 exons. Bases 112 to 813 code for a protein of 233 amino acids. Gene Ontology annotation, cellular component: mitochondrial inner membrane.
UUGUCAUUUAGACAUUUGAAAAAGAUAGGUUAUUGUUGUCAUAUAAGUCCUCGUAAAUAACAAUGUUAAAAUAAUUUAUUAUUUUGAAUAUAAGGUUGCAAAAUAAACAUAAUGAAUCGUGUAUUCUUCAUGAACAAGUGUUCUAUUAAUGCUUUUAGGAAUAAUGUAUUUAUCAAACCGCAAAUAUUAACGCCGAAGAAACCUAUGCAAAAUGUUUAUUUUCGGGAAGUUCACGAUCAACGGGGCAAGAUUCGAUCGACCCUCAACUACAUGAUAGCUUUAGGAGUGAUGACAGUAGGAUUAAGUUAUGCAGCGGUUCCUCUUUACAGAAUAUUUUGUCAGGCUUACAGUUAUGGAGGGACAACAGGCACAGCAGAGCCUGAUGAGGUGGUAAGCAAUAUGAAAGCUGUUAAGCACCGGCCACUGAAGAUCAGGUUCAAUGCUGACACUGCCUCCUCUAUGCAAUGGAACUUCAGGCCACAGCAACAUGAUAUUAUGGUAGUACCAGGUGAGACAGCACUGGCUUUCUACACAGCCCGCAACCCUACAGACAAGCCAGUAACUGGCAUCAGUACAUACAAUGUGAUACCGUUUGAAGCAGGACAGUAUUUUAAUAAGAUACAAUGCUUCUGCUUUGAGGAGCAGCAACUAAAUCCACAUGAACAAGUGGACAUGCCAGUAUUUUUUUACAUUGACCCAUUAUUUGUAGAAGAUCCAAAGAUGGAGUUUGUUGAUGAGAUUGUGCUUUCCUACACAUUCUUUGAGGCAAAGGAAGGUCUCAAACUGCCUGUACCAUCUUACGUGAAGCAAUGAGGCUGUUAAUUUUAGUUGAAAAGCAUUUGUGUUCUGCAACAGAAUUGUAUACUGAAAUUUCUCAUAAAGCUGCACAUGCUGGAGUAUAUUAUUUAACUUUUAUUCCUGAAAUUAGAAAUGUCUUAGCAAAUUUUAUUUGAGCUUUUUACAAAAGUAUUAACAAAAAUGGAUCAGCAUACAAUUCUGCUACAAGUGUAUAGUGUAUAGUAUGAUUUGUUAAGUUUGAUGCUGUUUGUUAAUAUUCAUUCUAACAAUAAUAAUUUUAACUUUGGUCACUACUGCUA